This is a messenger RNA of Macrosiphum euphorbiae (potato aphid), 3027 nucleotides long. The record is from the annotation of a GenBank genome assembly. NCBI's taxonomy places the organism in Eukaryota, Metazoa, Arthropoda, Insecta, Hemiptera, Aphididae.
AUGGAAAUCGAAGAGUCUCCGUAUCGUGCUGAAUACGCUAAGAGUGGUAGAUCAAAAUGUAAAGCGUGUAAGGAAGGUAUUGAAAAGGAUCAUCUUAGACUCGCUGUUAUGAUUCAAUCUCCUAUGUUUGAUGGUAAACAGCCAAAUUGGUACCAUUUCAAUUGUUUUUUUGCUAAACAACGACCUAAAACAGUUGCUGAUAUUGGUCAUUUUGAUUCAAUUAGAUGGGAAGAUCAAGAAAAAAUCAAGACUAAAUUAGAGUCUCUAAUUGGAACUGCUGAUCCCGUAUCAACAAAAAAGAAAUCAAAUGGAAAAAAAAAGGAGAACAAAAAUUUUAAUGUGGAAUAUGCAAAAUCUGGACGAGCUGUUUGUUGUGGAUGUCAAGACAAAAUUGUAAAAGAUGAUAUUCGUAUAGGUAAAAUGGAUUAUGAUACUGAUGAGGCUCGUCGUUUUGGAGGUAUAAAUAGAUGGCACCAUUUAGAAUGUUUUGUCAAACUUAGGCAAGAUUUAGGAUUCUUGGAUCUUGCUUCCUCUUUAACUGGCUAUGAUAAUUUAAGAGAAGUAGAUAGAACUAAUCUUAAUAAUGUGUUACCUAGAAUGACUAUCAAAACUACCACUGCUGAUAAUUUAGAUGAAACUGAUGGACCCAGUUCAAGUAAAAAAAUGAAGUCUAAUAAUCAUUCAGAUUUAGAAAUAAAAAAACAAAAUAAAUUGAUAUUCAAGUACAGAGAUUAUUUAAAAACAUGUCCUAUUAAAAUAUGUAAAGAACUUUUGGAAUAUAAUAAACAAAAUAUACCAGAGGCAAAUCAUGGAGCGAUUUAUGAUAGAUUGUCAGAUUUACUGGCUUUUGGUACUUUACUUCCUUGUGAUGAAUGUGAAGGUCAAUUGGUUUUUAGAAGUGGUAUUGGAUAUCAAUGUUUAGGAUAUAAGAAUGAGUGGUUAAAAUGUGACAAAGUGAUGGUUGAACCACGUCGUGUGGAAUUCAAAAUUCCUUUACAUAUUCUUGAAAAUGAUGAUUUUCUUAUGAAGUAUAAAUGCAAAAUACAGAAUCGUUUAUUUGAAAAAUCAGAUAAAACUUCUACAAAGCAAUCAUCUACAGUACAAAACGAUAAGGGCGUAGUAAAAGUAACGCGUAUUCUGCCACUAAAAAAUAUGGAGUUUACAACUUUAUUAAAAGGCUCAGAACUGAAACAAAUUAAACUUAAAGUGGCAAAAUUUGGUGGUACAAUAGUUUCUCAUUGCACUAAUAAGAUUGCUGCUGUUUUCGCAAACCCAGACAGCAUUAUUAAAAAGGGUGUGAAGAUAAAAGAAGCUGAAAGUUUCGAAAUUGAAGUUGUUGAACCUAUUGCAUUUUUUGAUGCUAUUGAUAAAGGUGGCAAUGCAAUUGAGUUGAUAGUUCAACAAAACUGUGCUCCAUGGGGAGGAAAGGCCAAAGAAAGAAUCGAAAAAAGGCAAAAAGAAUUGGAAUUUGAUUAUAAAAAUAAAAGCAAUUUAAAAAGUAAAAUAUCAGGAAAAAGUAUGUAUGAAAAAAGUGUGCCAACAAGUGUAAAGUUGACUUUAAAAGGAGGCAUUGCUGUUGAACCACAGUCUGCACUUGAACAUAAAGCUCACGUAUUUAAGCAAAACAAUGAAGUAUGGAAUGCAAAUUUAUGUCUGUCUGAUGUGCAGACCGGUAAAAACUCAUAUUAUAAAUUACAAUUAUUAGAGUCGGACAAUAAGAACAGGUAUUGGGUAUUCCGUUCUUGGGGAAGAAUUGGUACCACUAUAGGUGGUUUUAAGACAGAUGAGUAUAAAUCGUUACAAGAGGCCAAACAAAAUUUUGAAUUUUAUUAUGAAGAUCAGACUGGAAAUGCAUGGAGAAAUAGAAAUCAUUUUGUAAAAAUGCCUGGUAAAAAAGUUCCAGUUGAAACUGAUUAUGGACAGGAUGAAUCCAAAACUCUUGAUUCUAUUAGUAAUAUACCAUGUAAGUUACCUGAGCCAGUACAAAGACUAAUUCGUUUACUCUUUGAUGUUGAAUCUAUGAAAAAAGUUAUGUACGAAUUUGAGUUGGAUUUACAAAAAAUGCCACUAGGAAAAUUGAGUCGCAAUCAAUUGCAACAAGCAUACACCACAUUGAAUGAAUUAAAUAGUAUGAUAGAAUUGAGCGAUGAGAAGAGUAAAAGAGACAAUGUAAUCAUGGCUACAAACAAGUUCUAUUCCUUGAUACCUCACGACUUUGGUAUUAAAACGCCUCAGCUUAUUGAUUCGAAAGAAAUUCUUAAUUCAAAGUUAGAAAUGAUUGGAAGCCUGAUGGAAAUUCAAAUUGCGUACAGCAUGAUGGACAGUAAAACGUCUGAAGACUCUAUGUUACAUCCACUUGAUACUCACUAUAUGAAAUUAAAUUGUGCUAUUGAUGUAUUGCAUUCGGAUAUGAAUGAGUUUAACAUCAUUCAACAGUACAUAACGAAUACUCAUGCUGAAACUCAUAGCUCUUAUUCUUUAAAUAUCAAAGAUGUUUUUAAAGUAGUUAGAUCUGGUGAAGAAAAACGAUUCAAGCCAUUCAAAAAAUUGCACAAUCGUAAACUAUUGUGGCAUGGUUCACGAAUCACUAAUUUUGCAGCUAUACUUUCUCAAGGUUUACGCAUUGCUCCCAAAGAAGCUCCAGUUACUGGUUACAUGUUUGGUAAAGGUAUAUAUUUUGCUGACAUGGUGUCAAAAUCAGCCAACUAUUGUAUGGCGUCUCAUGGCAAUAAUACCGGUUUAUUACUAUUGUGUGAAGUUGCACUGGGUAACAUGGAUGAGUACAAAGCAUCUGAAUACAUAGAGAAAUUACCGGCUGGAAAACACAGCUGUAUGGGAAUCGGUAGAACAAAGCCUGAUCCUGCUGAAUCAUUGUUUAUUGAAGAUAAGAUCGAAGUUCCCCUCGGGAAACCAAUUUCUUCCAAUAUCAACGAUACAUCAUUGUUAUAUAAUGAAUUUAUUGUCUAUGAUAUUUCACAGGUUAAACUUCGUUACUUGGUCAAAGUGGAUUUCAAUUUCAAUUACUAG